This is a messenger RNA of Colletotrichum godetiae, 1532 nucleotides long. RefSeq lists its product as uncharacterized. The record is from RefSeq and is a predicted model, not a curated record. Bases 32 to 1366 code for a protein of 444 amino acids. The transcript has a single exon. Lineage: Eukaryota; Fungi; Ascomycota; Sordariomycetes; Glomerellales; Glomerellaceae.
AGCAACUGCGACAUCAAUUCAUCGCGACGCAAUGUCUGCCUCUCCGCUCUCACCCGGUGCCGACAUGGACAAUCAUUGGGAGCUCUCGUCUGGCGCCUCUUCGCCCCGAUCCGAUACUUCGACCAACACCAACAGCUUGUUCUCGUUGCCUGAUUCGCCUGCCGAUACAGAGAUUUCUUUCCCUGGCCUUGGCCCCAAUGACCCCAAGGACACUGUUACUCAGGCUCACCCCAGAAUUGCUGUGAUGCCAAGUUUCGCGAACCACAUCCUUGUGGGAAACACGGCAUACGCACCAGGCCAAAUUCGAGGUAUGGCUCAGACGAUAUCUGCAGCACGCAAGACAGGAGAGUUUCCCGCCACCACAGCAGCCUUUGAGGAUGCCCAAUCCACGGUCGAAGACUACCAACAUCUUCAGAGUCUUCGAGAUGCAAGAGGCGACCCGGCUAUCCACCCCCCACCUCAGCAGUACAACGUCAUCAAGGUCGACAUCGCCCGCCGCAUCAAGGCUCGCGAUGAGGCACAUGGAGCCCCAGCCAACUUUCAAGAGGUGGAUCACCGAGUUCAAAACUGGAUGAGCUCAAUCAACAAGGAAGCACGCAUGCUGGAGAUUACACAGGCGGCACUUCAUCGCAAGGGCAUCAAUAAUCCCACACAAGACGACUUGGACGCCAUCGCCGAGGAGUUCAUGCAGAUUGCGGAGCGAACUCUUCUUGACGUCGCCAACCCUCUGCGCAUGAAUGCCACUCGCAUGGAGGGUAACAUGAGUCGUUUCGAUAGCCAGCUCAGCGGCUUCGAUGGGGCAAUGACCGCUCAGCUGAACAACCUUGCAUCGGUCAUGUCGACCCUACAAUCAACCAUGGGCAAUGCAGUCGGUACAUCAACAGAGGCUAUGAGUGGCGCCAUGAACGCUCAAAUCAGUACUCUCAACACUGUUCUGGCAUCACAGGGCAGUACUUUCAACGGCUCCCUCAGCAUGCUCAACACAGCUCUGGGAACAGUUCAAGCCGACUUGAGUCAGCUUGCCACCAACCUACCAGCGAUCAUUGCAACUUCAGUUCAGGCUGCAAUCAAGGAGCAACUGUCUCCUAUUCCCCAUCGACAUUUCUCCACCACGCAACACCAAUUUAGCUACGAUCAACCACCCGGGUACGCUACAGCUACACUGGUACAACAAUACAAUGCGACUGGUGGAGAGCUUCACACCGGCAGCGCACAAGACGUCGCUUCUGCGGUCCAAGUAUCAGGACAACAAUAUGAGCAGGCCUUGCCUAUGAGCAUGCAGCCCACGAAGUCCAGAUUCAAGAGAUUAUUCCGGGUUAUUACUGGAAGAGGUCAAUCGAAGAAGGCGACGGGUUUCAAGAAUUGAAGCUUAUGAUGAGGCUUCAACAUUCAGCUGUCCGACUUUGUGGCCAGCACUCCCCCCCUCUGAGACGUACACAACACAUCCGAUCACCAAGCUUUGGAAAGAUGGAAGGCAUGAUGGGAGGAAAUUGGUUUUGUAGAUCACCGGUAGAUUGACCCGUACGUACCAC